Molecule: messenger RNA, 1007 nt
Organism: Centrocercus urophasianus (Greater sage-grouse)
Lineage: Eukaryota; Metazoa; Chordata; Aves; Galliformes; Phasianidae
Gene: DHRS13
Product: dehydrogenase/reductase 13
Exons: 5
Coding region: 28-987 (319 amino acids)
Source: RefSeq, a predicted model, not a curated record
CUCCUCCCCUUCCUCCCUGCGCACGGGAUGGGGUGGUGGCUGCUGGCCGUGGGGCUGCUGCUCUGCCUGCUGCUUCGCUUCACCCUACGCAGCCCCGCGCCGCCGCUCGCCCUGCCCCCGCUGCACGGCCGCACCGCCGUCGUCACCGGGGGAAGCAGUGGUAUCGGGGAGGCUGCGGCACGGCAGCUGGCACGGUGCGGGGCGCGUGUGGUGCUGGCAACGCGCAGUGCGCUGCGGGGAGAAGAGGCUGCGCGGCGCAUCCGUAGGGACACGGGGAACCCCGAGGUGCUCUUCAUGCCUCUGGACCUCAGCAGCCUCCACUCAGUGCACGCCUUCGCCACCGCCUUCCUGCAGCAGGAGCCCCACCUGCACCUCCUCAUCAACAACGCCGGAGUGAGCGCCGGGGGCACGACGGAGGAUGGUUUCAGCCUGCCGUUCCAGGUGAACCACCUGGGCCACUUCCUGCUGACCCGACUGCUGCUGCAGCGCCUGCAGAGCAGCGCCCCGAGCCGUGUGAUCAUCGUCGCCUCCUCUGCACACUGUGCUGGCCGCCUGCGCAUGGCUGAGCUCGGCCGCCCACCCCCCGGCCCCUUUGCUGCCUUCCAGGAUUACUGUGACAGCAAGCUGGCCAACGUGCUGCACGCACGGCAGCUGGCAGCACGCCUGCAGGGGACUGGAGUCACUGCCUAUGCCGUGCACCCAGGUUUUGUCAACACUCAGCUGUUCCGUCACGCACCGCUGUGGUUGCAGCUGCUGUGGACUCCGCUGUCCCGGUUCUGCUUCCGCAGUGCAGCUGAAGGCGCACGCCCAGUGCUGUUCUGUGCCACGCAGGAUGGCCUCGAGCCCUUCAGUGGCUGCUACUUCGCCAACUGCCGCCCUCUGCAGCCCUGGGCUCAGGGCAGGGAUGAUGCUGCAGCAUGGGAGCUGUGGGACCGCAGCGAGAGGCUGUUGGGGCUGCAGCCCUCCUUGUGCACACCUGUGGAAUAAAUAAGUCCUGCAGUUGUGUU